Molecule: messenger RNA, 624 nt
Organism: Syzygium oleosum
Lineage: Eukaryota; Viridiplantae; Streptophyta; Magnoliopsida; Myrtales; Myrtaceae
Exons: 3
Coding region: 22-381 (119 amino acids)
Biological process (GO): mRNA catabolic process; negative regulation of translation
Cellular component (GO): CCR4-NOT complex; CCR4-NOT core complex; P-body
Source: RefSeq, a predicted model, not a curated record
CUCAUUCUCCAAAGGAUCUUGAUGCAUGAAGCUGGGAUGAAUUCUUGUUGUUUCCCUAUUUACCGCUUCGUAACGAUGUCCCAUGCUCUGACGUUCGUAGUUGAAGAGCGCGAUAUUGUGCUCUCUAAACUGCUGCUAAGACGUAUUGCCGGUUGUUUCUUGAGCCUCUCAAAGCACACGAGGGCACAGGAGGUGCUACAUAAUACUCUUCCUAUGAGACUAGAAGAUGCCUGUAUAGCCAAAAUUCUUGAAGCAGAGCCACUAGCCAGGGAUUUAUUGAGAGAGGCAGCUGACAAUCUCACCGGUGGUGGACGUGGACAUCACCGUGUGGAACCGCGAUUUGGGCCGAUAGCUAGACCACCCGGACCGAGGGUGAACUGAGUGACUAUGCGCCACCAGCUGAGCAAAUGUCCGCAGAGUGAGUUUCUGUUCAUGCAUCCUCGAGGUUUCACCUAUAGAAGUUGGCAAUGGGAAAGCAGGCUGGACAGUUAAUUGGCCUGUGUUUACUUUGGCUCUAUGAACCCUUGGCCAGUGACAGUGGCAUACCAUACAUUUGCCUUGCAUUUGAUCUGUUGUUGUAAAACAGUUUGGGUUUGCAUUACUGUACUUUUGGAGUUCCUUCAA